CCUGUUGCACAUUAGUUCAAAUAAAGUUCGGCCAUUCAAACUUUAAUGACGUCGGCGACGCUCGAGUCUUUUCGCGGGAAGUUACUUUCGCUUUGCCUGGAUCACAACAGCGGAAGAGGCUUCUGACUGCAGCGACUGUAGAGCUUUAGGCUGUGUUUAUAUGGCUUAGUUUAUUGUCGAGACAUCUAAAUAGGUGUUUAGCUAGAGGUUUAUAUUCAGCCCGUGCUUUGACAUACUUAUGUUUCAUCAUGAGCUGUUUGCUGAUGAGAGAAAGCCCUAUGAUCAUUGCGCUUAAUAAGGAGAAGACAGUCUAUGACGGGUUCAUCACAGUACUGGAAAAAGACUUCAGGAUAAGAAUAUCUCUACCUCCUGAUCAUCAGAUGAAACAGGCUAAAUUGCAUUGUUGCUGGCAAAUGAAACGGCUACUUCAUGGUUAUCAACAUAUUGUGAAGCAGAGGUUACAGCAUUCAGCUAAUUUGAUGGCUUUUAUCCUGGAACUCAGGACAGUAUUGGAAGUGGCAUUGAAGAGCCAACCAGGAUGUCAGUCUUUCUCACCACCUCAGUAUUAUUCCCAGCUGAUAACAGAAAUGGAGAUCUUAGGAUGGGAUAAGCUGCUCUUCAUCGAUGCAGAGUUCCGCACACUCAAGCUGAAGGCAGAGGACUCUGCAGGUCGUCAACACGCCAUUGCAGUCAAGCUCAAGUCCAAGUAUCCAACUGAGGCCCCAGAGUUUUCUGCAGAUCUCCCUGUUCCAUUGGUCAUCAUGUGGACCUCUCAGAGCACAUUAGCCAAUGUCCACAGUCAGUUCCUGCUAAAUGUGGAGGCUCUGUCUGAGUUCUGGUCGGUGCUGGAUGAGAUAGAUGAGCAGACAUGGGUACUGGAACCAGAAAAACCCACAAAAGCAGACUCCAUGAGAAGGAUCGCCAUUGGAAACAAUGUCUCAAUAAAGGUACAAAUUGACCCCAGACACCCCAAAAUGCUGCCGGAGUGCUGUUUGCUCGGGGCUGAGCACGUUGUCACUCCUUUAAGGAAUAAGUUGAAUGCUAAUAUGCAUUUAUGGAACCCUGACUGCAGUGUCCUACAGAAUAUGAAGGAUGUGUUGGAGAUAGAAUUUCCAUCACCUACCACCCACGAAAAAUCUAGUUUCAGUGUUGAAUGUGGCAUCUGCUACUCUUAUCGACUUGAGUCAGCAAUUCCAGAUCAGGUCUGCAAUGACCCGCGCUGUGGCCAGCCUUUCCAUCAAGUGUGUCUUUAUGAGUGGCUGAGAGGUCUGCCCACCAGUCGCCAAAGCUUCAGUAUUGUGUUUGGAGAAUGUCCUUACUGCAGCAAGCCCAUCACUGUGAAAAUGGUCACAGGAAACGCUUAACAAAAUCUGUUCAUUCAGAGUAGGGGUCAAGUGUCAUUACGGCUCC
Molecule: messenger RNA, 1410 nt
Organism: Sinocyclocheilus grahami
Lineage: Eukaryota; Metazoa; Chordata; Actinopteri; Cypriniformes; Cyprinidae
Product: E3 ubiquitin-protein ligase FANCL-like
Exons: 14
Coding region: 249-1364 (371 amino acids)
Biological process (GO): interstrand cross-link repair; protein monoubiquitination
Cellular component (GO): Fanconi anaemia nuclear complex; nucleus
Molecular function (GO): ubiquitin protein ligase activity
Source: RefSeq, a predicted model, not a curated record